CGCACGAUCCUUUUUAUUUCCAAACCUUGUAAUUUGGCGGGUUUUUGCGACACGCUACAGUGGUGUGGCGCGGUGUGUAUGCAAAACCGUCUAGUCGAAUGGCGUUCCAAGAUAACCUGACGUGUAUACUUUUUAUUUGGCUUAACUUUAUUGACGUGAGCAGUUUUCAGACAUCUAAAGAACAUAAAAGGUUUAAUUCAGUGGGCUCUUUUAACAAAAGAGCAAUGGAGUCAUAUGAUACAAAAUCUACAGCACAAGUUGGGCGUCUUCUCAUUUCUCAACCUUCAAAUUAUAACAUUGAUGGUGACCUCAACUCUCCCAAUCGACCCCACAACUACGAGAACGGAUAUCAUUCAGGUGAUGCAGGCUGGGUGAAUAUGCAACCACUUUGGGGGCAGGAUUACGGUCUGAAUACCCUGCAUGUGCCAGCAGUGGAUAGGCUACUUGGAAUGAGACCAAAGGUUGAUUGUACCGGAGAUUUGAUGAAACUGAUAGUUCAUGGAAGUGCUGCGUCUUUAGGGUCCAACUUUCUGAUUGACCGAGGAGGCAUUUCACCGCUUCCUUUGUCACAGUUACCCUCCGAAUGUGGCCAUACAUUGCUAAGAACAUGGAGGGACUUUGUUUUCAUCAUACCAUUUAAUGGAUGUUACGUAUCUCAGGAGAGAGACAUGCACAUACUUCCGUUACUUUGGUGGGGACUGCCUAUAAAAAUGUCUUGUUCUUCACCGACCUUGGCACAAAGUACCCCAGCUGUGUCUUGCUACACUAACGGCAUGAUUGUGAAGCUACCGGGAGACACAUCUAUGAAGCUGAAGGUCAAAGUGAUGAAUGAAUGGCUUUCUUUAAUGAAAGCAUCAGCCAAAUGUGGAUACAGCUUGGUGUCGCAUCCAGACAGUGUUGCCAUUCAUGCCCCAUAUAUGCCAUGCACUGAGGCAAAGGAUGGGAUGUUCACGCUCAGCAUGGCAGCAGAGAGAGCGUUUAAUCUAUCUUGUCCCGCAUUGUCGCUCAGUCUUCCUAUGAUUGAGUCUGAUACUUCAAUACCACUUUAUCCUGUUUUGCCAACUCUUGCUCCUGCCACCACCGCUAGCAGUACAACUUCUCAGCCAGCAGUCACAACCAUGCAACCAUAUUUUAAGCCCGUACCUCCAAAAUACCCUUUUCUAAUUUUUCAACCUAUUGUCCCACCAACAGUUGUUCCUCAGUAUCCUAAAGUUGUUGCUCCUUUGCCUGUUACCCAGUCCCCACAACCACCUCUUCAACCAAAACCUUAUGACCCCAAACCACCUCAAAUUUGGUACCCAUGGUACCCCAAGCCCACUCAGAGUUUACAGCCAAAAUACCCAGUAAAACCUGUUCUGCCUCCAACCAAGGCGGACCCCAAACCACCUCAAAUUUGGUCCCCGUGGUACCCCAAGCCCACUCAGAGUUUACAGCCAAAAUACCCAGUAAAAUCUGUUCUGCCUCCAACCAAGGCUCCUAAACCCCCUAAAAUUCCCAUGGAUGACAGAUUAAAACCUACAAGUAUUCCUCAUGUGAAAAUCACACCUGUGGUCCCUUUUGGGAAAUGGGUGCCCAUGUAUCCUCCUAGCAAGCCGGUGUAUCCAAGAAAACCUGACGUUGUUGAUACCCCCUUAGAGGCCUAUCAAGUCCCCCACUGGCUUUAUCCUCCCCAAUUCUGGCCAAAACCUCAUGAGCCUCCUCUAUCAAAACCCUCUAAACCUGUAUUUGCACCACCCAUGCCCAGCCCCACAAGAAAGGCAGAACCAGUUAAACUCCAUAUUCCAUUGUAUGAACCCUUCCCACGGCCUCAUUUAGACAUUCCACCUGUUCCUACAAAAGUACCGCAGGUUACUACAGUGUCCCCUCCACAUACUAAAGCUGCAAAGCCACCUUCCAAGCAUCCUGAUUCCCCUGUUAAGGGCCCUCCUAGCAUGCACUUUGAUUUUGCUCCAGACACUUCCCCCAGCCCUGCACCUUGCAAAAUUCAUGAUAAAGUUGUUCACGACCCUACCCCUCCAAAGGCUCCCAAGUCUUACUAA
Paramisgurnus dabryanus is the source of this 2039-nucleotide messenger RNA. The record is from RefSeq and is a predicted model, not a curated record. NCBI's taxonomy places the organism in Eukaryota, Metazoa, Chordata, Actinopteri, Cypriniformes, Cobitidae.